UGUUAUAUUCCUUCGAUCUAUCUAGGAUACAUAUAACAAUGGCGCCGAUGGUUGUAUUGCCAUUGCAUAAAUACCAUUCCCAAACCCCUUAUUACACCAUCUUUUCUCAUUCCCAUAUUCUUGUACUUUUCCAUUCCCUUGUAGUUACGAUCAAUGGCUACCAAGGCUGUCCAUGUUUCCGACGUACCAAAUCUUGAUCACGUGCCCGAAAACGCCACCAUUUACGCCACACGUCUUCCUACCGGGGUGGAUGUGAGUAAUAAAGGUGGUAAUGGAAAUCCAUCAAGAUUUGUGGUGAUCGGUCAUAGAGGUCAUGGUAUGAAUAUAUUAAACUCGGGGGAUCGGAGAAUGAAAGCCUUCAAAGAGAACUCUAUUCUCUCUUUCAACCAUGCCUCUAAUCACCCCCUCGACUUUAUCGAGUUUGACGUUCAGGUAACAAAAGAUGAUGUACCAAUCAUUUUUCAUGACGACUUGAUACUUUCUCAAGAAAAUGGCACUGUGUAUGAGAAAAAAGUUACUGAUUUGACGCUUAACGAAUUCUUUAGCUACGGGCCCCAAAGGGAAACCGGCAAAGACGGGAUAUCGUUAGUUAGGAAAGUAAAUGGCAAUAUUGUUGAAUGGAAUGUUGAAUCUGAUGAUCAUUCGUGUACUUUACAAGAAGCGUUUGAGAAAGUUAAACCAGGACUCGGAUUCAAUAUCGAAUUAAAAUUCGUUGAUGAUGUUGUUUAUAAACAAGAUCAUCUCAUCCAUGUGCUUCAAGUCGUUUUGAAAGUAGUCUCUGAGUAUGCUAAAGAUAGACCUAUAAUUUUUUCGAGUUUUCAACCUGACGCGGCGUUACUUGUCAAAAAACUUCAACAAAAAUACCCUGUUUACUUUUUGACGAAUGGAGGAACCGAGAUAUAUGACGAUGUAAGAAGGAAUUCGUUGGAGGAAGCAAAGAAGGUUGCGUUAGAGGGCAGGUUAGAUGGAAUAGUUACAGAAGUAAAGGGUAUUUUUAGAAACCCAUCUGCAGUUAGGGAGAUUAAAGACUCAAAACUAGCUCUUCUCACUUAUGGCAAAUUGAAUAAUUUUCCAGAGACGGUGCACGUUCAACAUCUUAUGGGCAUAGAUGGGGUGAUUGUUGAUUUAGUGGAAGAAAUUACGAGGGCGGUUGAUGAAUUGAAGCCGAGAAAUAGUAGUACUGGCCAAGUUAAAAGUGACGAUAAGGGGGAAAGUGGUCGUGGAAUCGACUUGUCGUUUCUACUCAACUUGAUUUCACAAGUGAUACAACACUAAUAGAAACUAAUGGUUUAUGAAUGUGUUGGAUUGGACCCAUAGUAUACGUUUUUGUACAUAGAAUUAAGAAUGGAGAUUGUGAAAUUGGGGUCAAGUCCAUUUGUGUAAUGCUAUUAAUUAAAACUAUCUUUUUGAGUAACUUAAUGAAAUAGGCAUUACUUAAUCAUUUUUCAUG
This is a messenger RNA of Erigeron canadensis, 1450 nucleotides long. Its product is annotated as glycerophosphodiester phosphodiesterase GDPD1, chloroplastic. Gene Ontology annotation, molecular function: phosphoric diester hydrolase activity. The coding region runs from base 154 to 1275 and encodes 373 amino acids. Lineage: Eukaryota; Viridiplantae; Streptophyta; Magnoliopsida; Asterales; Asteraceae. The transcript is spliced from 6 exons. Gene Ontology annotation, biological process: glycerophospholipid catabolic process. The record is from RefSeq and is a predicted model, not a curated record.